AAAGGCUGAGGCACGAAUAUGGUCAAGUUCAAUACUUAAUGAGGAAACAUUCAACAGGACUGAACGAUUUACAAGAUGAUUAUAAACAAUUUCUCCUCACCAAGUUGAAGAAAUCAGUUAAUAAUCUGCAAAAUGACCUCGAGAAUUCGGUGUUACAAGUCGAAUUCUGCCGGAGGAUCGAGAUGCUCCUUUUCUUCGGAGUCAAAACAAGGGCGUUUAAGUGGAAAAAGGAAUCUCAAGACAUCUGGGACCUACUAAAAGAAGUGUCCCCACAGCACAUCAUAGAAGACAUUAUGCUGCUGAAGUCUGUUAAAACUGAUAUGGGUAGAAUUCGUGCGUGGAUCAGAGUUACGAUUAACGAGUCAACAUUGCAAAGCUACAUUCAGCUUCUAACUGAUCAAAGCAUCACUAGGAAGUAUUAUGAAAGCAAUGCUGUGUUUAGCAACGGCGAUUUAGUGACAAAGAUGGCGGAAUUGGUAACUGUAAUAACGGAAACCUCCUGUAAAGUGAUAUUCAACUGUGAUUCGUUCGAUUUCGACAUUGCUCCAACAGCGUUGGAGUUGCCAACCUCGAGUCUUAUCGAAAGAUCUGCAGAGACCGUUAAUGAUCCAGCUGACAUCAUCAGUGAUUCUAUUUCCACUCAAACGUCUUUGGAGUCAACUCUAGAGGCUAAAUCUCAAGAAACGGCAAUUAAACCUGUCGAGAAGUUCGCGAGUAGCCCAGUUGAUGUGACACCCGAGCCAUUGACACCCGAGCCAUUGAUCGAGAUUGCAUCAACAGAUGAGAGCGAAAGUGAUGAUGAAUCUUUUGGAGAACCUCUUGAAUUGAAACUAGAAGAAGCAGAUAACCUGAUGGAUGUUGAAAUUGAUGGCACAUCUGAUCUAAAGAUUGAGACCAUUAGUAUUAACGUUACUGACAGUGUUGAUGAUCAGACUGAAAGUCCUCUUCAACCAACGUUAGAAUCCAGUGAAGAGCAGCAGCUAACUCUUAAAGUCCGCCGGACAAGCCCAGAGUCCUUUCUGUCGUCUCCCGAAAAGUGCCCAAUUGCUGAUGAGAUAACUGAUCAUAUCAGUGCAGAUAUUCCCAUUAGUAAAUCAGGGAACCCUAUCUCAGUGAAGAACACUUUAAUAGAAUCAGCUGGUAUUGUCAACUCUGUACCUCUUCUGCUGGACGGUAUUAUGUCUGAAUAUUCGCUAAACAGGCAAGAGAAACUCCUGAAUGACUCACCAUCUGAUUCCAGGUUGCUCUCACCGGUGUCUGAACCCUUUGGAACAGACCUCAUAACUUCGUCAAGUUCUCCUACCCUUAGCUCACCAAGUGUAGAAAUGCAGGAGGAAUCUCCUCAGCCUACCCAGCAAGAGUCGUUGGAACCAGAGGAAGAUCAAGGUGAUGAUGAUGAGUUCGAAGAAUUGAUCCUACGUGAGGGGGACGAGACUCCGGAGCCGGUCGAGGAGCCAUCUACGGAAGUUGAGGAGGUUGGUGGAGAAACUUUGUUUCCUGAAAAUCUCACUGCUUCUUCUCCGAUCAAAAGAGAAGAGGAAUCCGAGAACGAAUCUUCAUCUCAUUGUGAUUUGGUACCGGGAACACCUAAAGAUAAUUUGAUAUGUGAAGAGGAGAUAUAUGAUUUGAGGCAGAAGAUGGGCAAUUCGCUGCAGACAUCGCGGGACAAAAUGUCGGAGAUGUUAGCCCAGAAAGUAGACCCUGGUUACGAUGACCCCUACGAGGAUGUAAGCAGUGCAAAGUCCCUCAGCUCAGGAUCUAACCAAUCACCUUUUAGUGAGAGCGACAGUCGGGACAACAUCCUCCAGCUUCUCGAAUCAGUCCCAGAACCGAGUGGACCGUCUAUCCCAGUACCUGAUGACAGUGAGGAGGCCCCGAGCACACCACACGAACCCCACUCCCUGGGUUCCUCCCUCUACAGACUCUUCAGCAGAGGCCCUACAGAUCUCCGACCCUCCAAAGCAGACAACCUCUCCAACCUGGCUGAGAUCCACAGUGCUGUGGUGGACGAUGUUCCCUUCUCUGCGGAAGAACAGUACAGUGCGCGCAGUUACCUGUUGGGUGCAACGCGCGCGACAGCGUCCUACACGUACGAGUCUGCUAAUCAGUGGUACGCGCUCAGUAAGGACAUGUGGUGGUGGUUACAGAAGAGAGUUAUCACAGAACAUGAGUGCCAACAUCCCGUACCUCCACAAAACGAUCAAUUUAACGGUAGUCCUAACUCCUCACUACUUGAUAUCUGCACGGAGCAGUGUGCGUGUUGUAACGCUAUUGUUAUAGACUACUGUGCUAACGACAUGCAGGACCCUAACUCCAUACCUGUCUCCAGGUCAUGUCCCCCCUUCUCUAACAUUUCACAACAUAUGGUACACUCCCCGCGAUCACCGAGGAUAAUGAGUCAUAAUUCAGACUCCAGGGAUUACUUCAAUAUUGAUAUCCUGCAGAACCCGGUACCUACCCUCGAGUCUCUGGACAAGGCCAUUGAGAUGCAGAAGAUGCGAACUCAGAACACUACAGAGGAAUCAGCCAAGAAACGAGAGAUGGACAUCCUGGUGAAACUCCGGAAAAAGAAACACGAUCUCAAGAACAACGGCUCAGACUCUUCCUCAGAGACCCUGGACACCACAAUCAACAUCCUGGGUCACACCCUGGUGAAGUCGUCUGAGCUGAGCGGGUACUGCUCAAAGUGCGCGGGCGCGAUAUACCGGCGCAUCAAGACGGCGUACACGUGCUCAGUAUGCAAUGUUAUCCUGCACAAGGCCUGUAUUAACGAGGUGUCGAGGAGGUGCUCUCUGGCUAAUAAAGACACUUUAACACUGAUGAGUAAGAUAGCACCUGCUCACGGCCUUCACGAACAGAACUACUGUUGCUACGACUGUGGAUCCGAGAUAUCUUACAGUUCCACAAAAGUGCACACAUGUGACUACAACGGACGGUACUACUGCCAGGAGUGCCACAAGAAGACCCUCCACCUGGUCCCUGCGCGGGUUAUCCACAACUGGGACUUCAAACCCCGCCAACUAGCCCUCCAGUCUCAGGAAGUUAUAGCGUAUCUAGCUGACAAGGAGUAUCUUAACAUCGAGAAUAUAAACCCCCAGCUGUUUGACAGUGUGAGUGUAAUGCACCAGCUCAGAGACUUGAGAGAGCAAAUAAUCCUCUACAAAGCUCACUUCGUGCAGUGCUCCAGAGCCCUGAGGGAGGGUGUCUUUCUCAAACUCAAAUCCAGACAACACUUUAUAGACACUUCCAAACUGUACACAAUCAGAGACUUAACAGAGGCCCAGAGUGGGACCCUUCUCCCCGAGAUAACAUCUGUCAUUCAAGACUAUCAGAAACAUGUCGACAGGUGCGAAACCUGCUCCAAUCAGAAGUUUCUCUGCUCAGUCUGCGAGUCGCCUCCCCUUAUCAGCCCCUUCAGAGACGUGUACAGUAUAGCUCAGUGCUCCCAGUGUCACGGUGUGUUGCACAGACCCUGCUUUAAUAGGUCAGACAAGUGUCCUUACUGUUCAGCUUCUCUCAUCAACGAAUUAUAAACACAAGGAAAGUUUAUUUUAGGAUAGUUAUAUGAUAAAGUUUCAGUUGUUAUAUUAUUUGGAAUUGAGAAACAGUUCCAAUACCGAGCCCUCGUUUGUAUGAAAUUGUAUUGGUUUGUGUAAUGUAAUUAAAUAUCGAUUUUUAUUGACCAAGUUGGUAGAUAAUAUUUGUUAUUAUGUAUUUUUAUUUGGGUUACUGUUCGGUUAAUAUGGUUACUCUACAUUGCCGUUACUUCCUUAGAUAUAAA
This is a messenger RNA of Bolinopsis microptera, 3781 nucleotides long. RefSeq lists its product as uncharacterized. NCBI's taxonomy places the organism in Eukaryota, Metazoa, Ctenophora, Tentaculata, Lobata, Bolinopsidae. The record is from RefSeq and is a predicted model, not a curated record. The transcript has 12 exons. The coding region runs from base 39 to 3533 and encodes 1164 amino acids.